Molecule: messenger RNA, 1609 nt
Organism: Daphnia magna
Lineage: Eukaryota; Metazoa; Arthropoda; Branchiopoda; Diplostraca; Daphniidae
Exons: 5
Coding region: 1-1176 (391 amino acids)
Biological process (GO): sensory perception of taste
Cellular component (GO): membrane
Source: RefSeq, a predicted model, not a curated record
AUGUCCGUCUUUGAACAGUUACAACCGUUUGUUAGCCUCUGCCAAGCUUGCGGCUUUGUUCCUUACACAAUAAAGCGCAAUUCAACUAGCGGGAAAUUUGAACGGUUCACGUUCUCUUUUAAAAAUGUUAUUACUUGGUGGUUUUUGCUAGUACUUGCGUAUCAAAUUUUUGGUGUAAGUACGGUAGGAUUUUUGAGUGGUGAUCUACAAGACAUGCUAUCGACUGAUAGAAUCAUUCCAACCACUUUGAUCAUCUUAACCGGGAUAUCCUCGUCCCUUUUUUUAGCUCAAUUGCUACCGUCUCGCUGGAUAGCGUUGCAUCACCGUCGUUUAACCAACGCAGUCGAAGCCAUCCAAAGAGUUGAAAGGCUUUUGGGGGAGGAAUUCAUCACGGAACAUGCAAGUUCUAUUCCGAUUCGAUUUGUCGUAGGUUUUGCAGCUGUUUUAAUGACGUCUAUAGGUGUGUUGGUUGUGACCAUGCCAAUGUACGCUAUGCUUCUACCACCAGCUUUUGGAAUUUUUUCAACUAUAGUUUUGUUUGUGGCUUCAGCGUCCAUCAACAUAACGUUUGAUUGUUUCUUGCUUUUUAUUCACAUGUGUUAUUACAUCAUCACACAUUAUAUACAAUUGGUAUUACUGCGUUUCAACGAGCAAGAGAACGAUGAAUUUCUAGCAACUUCCCACAAAGAUUAUAAUUCUAUUGAUGGGUUUUUCAGAACGAAUAAGAUCGAGUUGAUGAAGAGAAAUGCAUUGACAUUUGAUUACCUUUGUCGGGCUUCGUCAGAACUCAAUAGCGUUUUCUCCAUUCCCGUUUUUUACAUCUUGGCUAUCAAAUUCGUCACAGUCGUCACCACUGCCUUCGGUUACGCCUACCGCUUCAUUCAUACGAAUGACAUUUUGGAUAAUGCCUUUUUAAUUUAUCCUUUCCUCAUCGUCACGGAAUCAAUCCGCAUUUUGGUUCUUUUCACUUCGACUGACAUGCCAGUUAACCAGGUUCGUCUCCUUCAUGAACGUGUUAGUGCUCUGUCUCUCUCCGGAUUUUCUAAAACGAUGGCCGAGAAAAUAACGAUGAUGACUCUGUUGACACAAAUUGACGAAGAUCGUAUCCAUUUGUCCGCUGCCGGACUAUUUAAGGUUGGUGUGCAUCUCAUUCCGGCUGUAAGUUUGCUGUUUUAAACCUUUCUAGUACACGUACAAUUCCGAAUUUCACUUAUCUAAUGCUGCAAUUAUAGACUGAAUGUUUUAUUUCAUUCUUAGUUGAGUGGUGCAGUCGUCACGUACAUGGUCAUCCUUCUCCAAAACUAAUGGAAAGUAGUCGAAAGGGCUUUUGCCUGAUUGUCUGGAUGUCCCUGAAUUCGCAUUCUCAUUAAAAGCAUUUUAUUCGACCUCUGUUUUAGGAGGUAGUGAAGUAUGACAGCUCAUAAGAAGGAAGCAAUGGGAGCUAUAUGUCACGUUUAUAUUUUAACUAUCAACAAUAAAAACUUAAAUGAAUUAGAAAACAUUUAUCAUGUUCAGACUCACUUAAAACAAAUUAGUUUUCCACUUUUAUUCGGGAAGUAUUACAUACGCACGCAUUUUAUUUUUUACUUUUGACAACAAUUACCGAAAU